AUGCCGUUGAAGUUAAAUUUUAAGCGCACACAUAGAUAUAACGUUGCAGCUAAAGAUCUGCAUGUUAUAAGAAUAUAUACACUUGAUAACACAUGCGUUGAGUAUACUGUAUCUUCAAGCACUACUGGUCGGGAUGCUUUAGAAUAUGUUGCUCAGAGACUAGAUAUAGAAGAUAUUUACUUUUUUGGAUUCACUUAUGAGGACUGGGCUGGAGAACAAAAGUGUUUGUUUCUUAAUAAAUCGAUUAAAAAGCAACUGGACAAAUAUGCCCGUCAACAUGCACUAACUCUUACUGUCAUGCUUUUUAUUGAUAAUCCACAGUUUUUGCCUGAUCCACAGAUAAGACGUUGGUUUUACCUUCAGCUCAGGAGGAAUGUUGCUAUGGGUCUUCUUCCUGUUACGUUAAAAUUAGCAAUAAAACUUCAAGCAUAUAGUCUUCAAGCUGAGUUUGGAGAUUUUGUGGACAUCGAAACUACACUUUCAAACUGGAGAGAAAGAAACUCACACUCGGAAACUUCUGUUGUUGGUGCCUUUGAUUUGUCAACAACGGAAUAUGUUGACGACAUAGUUUGGGGUUAUUCUCAUCUACAAGGAGUUUCUCAAGACAAUGCAAUAUGGUAUUUUCUAGAUGAAAUCAGACAUAAUCCUCUCUAUGGUGUUCGAACGUUUAGUGGUAUGACAUGUAGUAAUGAAGUUGCGGAACUUGGUGUUUCACGUAAUGGUAUUAAUAUUACUACGUUUGAGCCUCAAAGACAAACAAUCGCUAACUUAAAAUGGGAACAUAUUAAAGACCUUACGUAUACUCGUAAGACAUUUACUAUUCAACUGUUAAAAAGGGGAAAGUCCGUUCAUUUCAUAUUUGAGGAUUAUGAAAGCGCGCGUUAUCUAUGGCAGUUUUGUAUUCAGAUGCACAGUAGUUAUAUUGAUUAUUGGACACAUGUAAAAUCGGUCCCACCACAACCGGCAGUUCAUAUCUCGGAACCUCCAGAUAUACUAAGAGGUACAGAACUACGCUGUACUUAUUCUGGUUCACCGGUAUUAAAUGAUUUUGCUGCAGAGUUAUCGACCUCUGAACAACCAAGUCAGCAAUACACUAAGUACGAUGUCGAACCAGUCAAUGAUGAAUCGCAAAGAAUACAACAAAAUAAUGCGGAUCCACAACACUCAGGUGGAUUAAUUAAUCCUUGCAAAUUAAUAGAUCCGUUUAAAAUUGAGUCGAAUACUACAGCCCUGACUAGUGAUAACAAGACUUUCAGGAUUAAUCCUUCUCCAAGAAGGCCUAGUGAAGCUACCUGCAUGGUUUCAUGUAAUUCAAACUUCAUUCAGAAUACUUUUGUUAGUAAAGUGACGACUACAAACGCAGAUUUUAAAGAACAAAAUGCAGAUAGUGAGUCUGGAACUCUUGUUGGUCACUGGAGUCUUAAAAGCGGUGCUGGAACUUUGGAUUCCCAACUCUUAAACAAAGGCUGUGUGACAUGUCUUCCUGGACGUGAGUGUCUAAAGCCAACUGGAUGGUUCCUUUCCAAAAGUGGAGUAGCAAACACAACUUCUGCGGUGUCAAAAGAAUCGAAAAUCACUUUCAGUGAUCAACAGUCUUCUAAAACAUGUAGUUCUUUGGCACCUCUUACCAAUAAAGAAAUGCAGAUUAAUCAUGAAGAUUCUUCUUUUGUCCAAAAUAAACAACAUAACACAAGUGAAAUAACUGAAGAACAUAAAAUUACUAAGAGUCAUCGUUCACAUAAACGUCGUCAAACAAAACGUCAUCACCAAGAACAAAUCAAACCAAACAUAGCUAUUACAAGUGAGAUGACGAACAGACAUGAAAAUACAAACUGCUGUGAACCUCUUAGCCCACUUCACUUAUCAACAGUGGACGUUGUAUUAAGUAAAAAAGAGGUGUGUCCUGAACAAUCAUCUCCUUCAUCUCUAGCCUCCUCUGAUAGCUCUUCGGAACAUGUGUUGGUUUCCCCAAGAGCAUCAUUCUCCUCUUCCUCUUCAAGUUGUACAGCCAGUAUUAAGAAAAUUGAUCUUGUUCAUGCUGCACAACAUCAAUCAUGCAGUUCAUCAACUUCAAGUAGUUCGAGCAAUUCUAUCACGCAAGCUGAUUUCGAAGCAAACGAAGCCAGAAAAACGUCAUUUGGUUUCGCAGCCUCUCUAUGUACUUCUGCUAACAACGUUACUUUUAAAAGUCCAUCAAAGUCAAAUACACGUGGGUUAAGUUCAGGUUCAGGUCCUACAUUCCCAAGCGGUCGAAAAUUAUGGCAUGAGUUAAUUCAUUCAAAUAGUGGUGGAAUUCUGCCAUUACUGAGUGGGUUAAGCCAACGACAUUACAGACCUCAGUCUCAAAUGAAACGGUUCAAAGCCUCACCUUCGAUAGCUCCGGAAGCCAUUGUUCAGAAGCCUGAUUUUCAAGCUGUAACUACUAGUUAUAUACAAAACCGUCAUAAUUCUAAAAAAACUGUUGAUGGAUUAUCAACACAUAUCCAUAAAUCAAGCACACAGUUAAGUCCAUCAAAUAAUCCGCUUCAGGAGUUUCAACGUUGGUUUUCAUCUGCCAAACAUCGCAUUCCAUUUGGAUGGACAAGCAAUGCUACUAGUCGAGGAACCGCAAUGAAUAUUUCAGCUCCUCUUCCUUAUCAAACAUCCGGAAAUUGCUAUGAAAGCCACGUCACUAGAUCUGAAAAGGAACAAUGCUUAGAUGUUACAUCUAUUCCUGUAUCAUCCACAGCACAUCAAAAUAUAAAUAACCAGUCAACAUCGAAGACUGGACGUCUUGAACGAUCUGCCAGUGAAUCCUAUUCACGUUCAGUCAGUUCCAGCUUGAAUAACUCUAGGACUAUUGUUCUGGUGAAUUUAGAACGAUCUAGCAUAGAUGAUGCAAAUCCACAAAAACUGAAAUCUUCAACAAAGGAUUCAAAGAAUACAACUGUAAAUGAGACGAAGAUAUUGACACCAACAAUUCAUUUACUUCCACCCAGUCCUACAAGAUCAUCUUUUAAGAUUAGCGGCAAUAAAGAAAUAAAUGUUGUUAAAGGCGAUUUACAUGAUAGUAAGGUUCUUUUAACAUCAUGUUCCAAUUUUAAUUCAAAACCAGAAUCAAAUAACAGUGAGAAAAAACAUCCUGAAGAUAAUGAGAUAUAUAAUAAGUAUAACGUGAAUAAAGUUAAUUUGAUUUCUGAACCGAAAAAUAAUUUCUUGUCCAACUUACAAUCGAGGAAUUUUACGAGGCCAUUAAAUCAAUCAACUCAACAAGAACAGGGGAACUUUCGUACUUCUUCCUCUUUCUCUUGGCGGCUAUUUCCAUGUCCUCUUACGUUAAACGAAGCUAAUCGUUUGGCUGUCACUCCACCAAGAAAGUUUAUUAAUUCCGUAUCAGAUAACUGUUGCUCAUCACCUACCGAAUUCCAUCCUAAUAGACCAAUGUAUAACGUGUCAGGAUAUCAACACUCAAAUUUCAAUCAUGGUCCACGCGUUAAUCUUGAUAUAUCUCAUACAACAAUUACUGAAGCUACAUUUAGAGAAGAGAUGGAUGGAAAGCGUCAGAUCAUAAAAAAUACCUUGAAUGAUAAUAUGUGCCAGAGACACUUUUCCACAACACCAACUACACCAGUCAGUCGACCUAAUCUCUUAUGGAAGGAAGCAUCUGACCAACCAUGCGAUCAUGGCAGUUCUCGAGAACUAGCUCACUCAUUACGUGAACAAGAUGAAUGUGAUAACAAUAAACAAACUAAUGUGGAUGUGAAAGGACCAGUAAGUAGCUCAACAAACGUUAAUAGAGAAUGCAGCUCAGUAAUUAAUACGUGGUCUUCUAAUAAUCAACUGAAAAGUAAAUCUGUGGUUGAUGAUGAAAACUGUAUACUUGAUACUAUGGAAAAUAGUCAAGAACUCGAAAAUAAACCAUCAAGCAACACUUUGUUAACAACAUCUAGCUCGUCAGAUCAAUGCAGUAUACCACGUCCAUCAUCUGGCACCAUGCAUCUACUUACAAACUCUGAUAUUCAUCAAUUAUUGAGUCUAACUAAUUUGAAGGAAACUGAACUUGCUCAUCGUUUGCUUGCUGAAUAUCGUCAAGCUUUACUUCAACAACAGUGUUUACAUACAAAUAGUGUUAGUACACCUAAUUUGACUGCAAGUCAAGAGUUACAAGUGUUGUCUUCGUCAAAUGCAGCAGAAGAUAUAGAAGGUCAAGGAGAUCAGAUAAAUACUUCAGCUCCAGAAAAACCCAGAUACAAAGCUUUUAACAAACGGUCUGAUGAGUCCAGACAAACUUCAAAAAAGAGUCACGGAACAAAUCAUAUUUCUUCUGAUUCAAUGCGCAAUCCAUCUGAAGUAUCGCACAGCAGCCAAACAGCCUUGAGAUUAAAAGUUCGAUGUAAUCGUAAUAUUGAAAUUCAGUCAAUUGAUUCACCAGAUUAUGUAAAUGCAGCCGCAUUUAGAAAUGAUAGACGCCACACGAAUGAGAGACCGCUAAGUUUAGCAAGUUCAACAGAUAUUGACUCGAAUGCAACAUUUCGUGUACUGUCAAGUUUUGAAAUGCGUACAAGCAGUGGUGGUAACUAUUCCACUGGUAAUCUUAUACUUACGAAUUGUAGUAUAGGAAGUGAAGAAGCAACUAUGGGUUUAUCAGUAGAUCUGACAAAUCCUGAUAGCCAACCUGGUGUAGAAUCUAUGACAAGUCAUUCAUCUAAUAAAUCUUGGGAUCAAGAACAAAAGUCAAUAACAGAAGGAAAUCACCUUCAAGACCAUAAAGAUAACAACUCCAAUACAGAAGUUUGUCUACACGAGGAUUUAACUUGUACAGAUGUAGAUAAAUUGAAUAUUUAUGGUCAGCCUCCUGAUUUAUGCAUGACACAAAAAGGAACUUCAUUUUCAAUUAAAGAAUAUUUAAAUAAACCGCGUUCUAAAGUUCAAUGUAAUCAUCUUAACUCACAAAGACGUCAUGCUAUCGGAGAGUAUGAAAAUCUUGAAGCGAUAUCUUGUGAAAAGAACAAGAAAAAUUAUUUACCAGAUUAUCUGUGCAGAUCUACACAUGAACAUCAUGAUGGUAAUCACUGCAUAUCACACGAUUCUCAGCCACAAAGGACAUUGAGCAAAAAUGUGAUUUCAUCUUGUAAUACUCCUCCAGAAUCGUUAACAACAUUGACCCGCUCAGGUGAAUCUACAUCUCCUUCACCAUCAACUUAUUCAGAAUCGUCAUCUACACUAUCUUCAUCUUCACCUUAUUCAGAUUUAGGAUGUAUCGAUUCAAUUAAAAGAGUUUCAUUACGAAAACAUUCAGCUGGCAAAACACCCUUCAACACAAGAAACGAGGUACAACACUCUUUACCAUGGCGUCAAUUAUGCUACUUAGAAGGGGGAACAAAGUUUAAGAGGAAUCACAGAAAAGAUGAGAAGUAUUACCAAAUGUUUUCAACUGUUAUUACUCCGCGCUUUAAAAAGCGCAUUAAAUAUUGCAAUUGUAGCUGUCAUAAAUCAGUUGAAUACCUUAAAAUCAAUAAACCCAACUCAUCUCGAACAGAAACCAACGAUUUGAGUCUGAUAGAUGUAUCAAAUCCUUCUGGAUAUAGACGUAUAAAACAGAAAGCUCACUCUUUUGAACCGUUUUCCAAAAUUACUAAUGCUAAGCCAUCCGAACAUCAUUAUACUUCUGUUUGCUUUGAAGAUGUAAGUAAAGGUGUAGUUCCCAGUGAAAGUGCCUCAAGUAAUAUUCAAGAAUAUCAACGGAAGCAUAUCAAAUCGUCAAACCGCAAAUCACAUCAUAUUAUUGCGUCAAAUAUACCAGUCAGCGUAAAUCGUAGUAAUUACCCACCUUGUUGUUAUUGUGAACAAAUGGAUUACCAUUCACAUAAUGAUGUGAGCGAUUCUAUGAAUACAUCACCAACAGAUAGUCCUUGUCUAUCAUCUGCAUCCUCUUACUCAUUCUCUACUUCUUCCUUAGAUGUUCAACCAAUGUUUGACUGUCCACAUCACUUCCAUAUACCCAGCUAUACGUCUGUUGUAAUUGGACAUAAAAGUGGACGUAAUCAUCGAAGUGGUAGUUUAGAGCCCAGUAGCAUUAUUCACCGAUCUAUACCGCGUAAACCAAAACCCAGAAAUUUUACUAAGUCUUCAAAGCGCCGACUAUCUGUAAGAAAAGAAUAUCAUAAUGGUAACAGCCAAAGUACAAACUCAGUUGGUUUACAUUAUUCAGAAAAUUACAAACGUGAACAUUGCAGUUGUUGUGAAUUCCAUGAGUCUCCUACAAAACGGGAUUUGCUAGAACAAUAUAACCGAAAUAACAAUAAUAGUAGUAACACUAACAGUAUUAAUGAUAAUAAGACCAUCAAUAAUAAGUCAGUGAAUUUAUUCUUUCGUUUACCGUUUACGAACGGUUAUCAUGAUAAUGAUUCAUCCAAAUAUUCACGACAUUUUGAUCAUGGUUUAAAGAAUGAUGAGAAACCGCCUAUAAUUGUAAAGCGGAAAUUUAAUGGACUAAAUAAUGGUAAUAAUAUCAAUUGUCAGCAUACACACCGAGGCGAAUAUUACUCUACAAAAGAAAAGAAUUUAACCGAUACACCAUUUAUUCAAAAAGGUAUAAAUAAUAAUGAUGAUACUGUCGCUACUACUACUACAUCUACUACUACUAUUACUAAUAACAAUAAUAACAAUAAUACCUAUUCGUGUAAUCAUCAGAACAGAUCUGCACAAAACUUUGAAAAUGAAGGUUCUUUUAAACCACCGAGGCCAAAAGAUUUGAAGGUGUUUUCACGAAACCAAAAUUUCAGUCCUGUUGACUUCACAAAAUAUCGAUCAUCUUCCGGUAAAAGGAUUUCAUUUUUCAAAAAGAAAAUUCCAAGUGAGUCACAGAUUAUGGCACAUGAUCAACUUCAGGAAAUGAAUAAGUCUACGGAAAAGGAAGCCAUUCAGUGCAGUUGGACAGAAAAAGGAAACUUACCUACACCAAAUGCAUCAAUCCACACACCUCUCCCUUCACCUGAUUUACUUUGUAGACCUAAUGCGAAAAACAACGGUUAUGCUGUAGGAAGCCUUCGACCAUCCAAAGUAUCAGAUUACCGUCGUGAAAAUUUGAUCAAGUUAGAUGACUCUGCAUAUUCGAACAAAUUACUUUAUCAUGAAUGUUACCAGGAACAUGAAAACCAUAGAAAAAACGGGCCUAAGUUUAGUCCAUUAAGUGAACCCUGUCAAGUAGAAGAACCUCAAGAAUCGGGACAGAACACUUUUGUCAAGCCUUCAGCCAAAACAAUAAAACAGAAAUUAUCCCCAACAAACGACUUAUCGCCAACACAUGCAUUAGUUUACACAGCAUCGCAACAGAUCACAGUUGCAUUUAAAAUGACAAUAAAAUCAACAGAAUGA
This is a messenger RNA of Schistosoma guineensis, 7356 nucleotides long. NCBI's taxonomy places the organism in Eukaryota, Metazoa, Platyhelminthes, Trematoda, Strigeidida, Schistosomatidae. The record is from the annotation of a GenBank genome assembly.